This is a messenger RNA of Medicago truncatula (barrel medic), 751 nucleotides long. RefSeq names its product lamin-like protein. Lineage: Eukaryota; Viridiplantae; Streptophyta; Magnoliopsida; Fabales; Fabaceae. The record is from RefSeq and is a predicted model, not a curated record. Gene Ontology annotation, molecular function: electron transfer activity. The transcript is spliced from 2 exons. The coding region runs from base 41 to 556 and encodes 171 amino acids. Gene Ontology annotation, cellular component: plasma membrane.
AAGAAAAUAAUCAUAUCAUACAUCAUUCAUUCUCUUCUCAAUGGCUGUUUCUUACUCAUUCUUGGCACUAAGCUUCUUCUUUUUCCUCUUCACACUCUCUCCUUUACCUGUUUCCGCUACUGACCACAUUGUAGGUGCCAACCGUGGCUGGAACCCUGGGAUUAACUACACUCUUUGGGCUAAUAACCAUACAAUUUAUGUCGGUGACUAUAUAUCAUUUAGGUACCAAAAGAACCAGUACAAUGUGUUUUUAGUGAACCAAACAGGUUAUGACAACUGUACCUUAGACAGUGCUGUUGGGAAUUGGAGUAGUGGGAAGGAUUUCAUACUAUUCAACAAGUCUAUGAGAUAUUACUUCAUUUGUGGUAAUGGACAAUGCAACAAUGGAAUGAAAGUCUCAGUUUUUGUCCAUCCACUUCCUUCUCCUCCUCCUUCCUCAUCUCAACACAACCAUUCAUCACCAAAUUCUGCUGCUCCUAUGGUCUUGGAAUAUUUGGGACACAAGUUUCUAAUGUUGUCUUUUGUUUUUGUUAUGUUUGGAUAUGUUUUGGUCUAACCAAUGUUCCACUUUGCAAACCUUAAUUAGCAUUCUUAAUUCAUUGUUUUGUCUAAUGAAACUUCCUAAUUGUUAACUUCAAUUACUUGCUAGUGGUAAUUCAAUUGAUGCGACAUGUUACAAGAUUUUUAUAGUACAUGAUGUUACAAGUCUUUUAUAGUAGUAUUUAUUUAUUUUAAAGUUCAAUUUGCAUUA